GUAUCUGAGCUACCGCGAACAUUUCAGGACGCGCUCAGAGUCAGGGCUCGACUUGGACUCGACUAUCUUUGGAAUGGUCCCCUCUACAUUAUCCAGGGUGAUCCACAUGGUUGGGACACAGAAUCAGUUCGUAUGGGCUCAGUUUACGGUGAUGCAGAUGCCAUACUCGCAGCCUCGCAUGCCAGGAAUUCCGAACAGGGUCUCUUCUUUCCUCGGCCCAUA
This is a messenger RNA of Macroventuria anomochaeta, 222 nucleotides long. RefSeq lists its product as uncharacterized. The record is from RefSeq and is a predicted model, not a curated record. The annotation marks the transcript as partial. NCBI's taxonomy places the organism in Eukaryota, Fungi, Ascomycota, Dothideomycetes, Pleosporales, Didymellaceae. The transcript has a single exon.